Drosophila serrata is the source of this 1816-nucleotide messenger RNA. Its product is annotated as transmembrane protein 134. The record is from RefSeq and is a predicted model, not a curated record. Lineage: Eukaryota; Metazoa; Arthropoda; Insecta; Diptera; Drosophilidae.
UGGCCACACCGUUUUUGUCUGCUUCUUUCCGCUGUUCGUCUUUUGUGUCGCGUUUAUUAAUGUGAAAAGAAAAACACUUUUGCAACGGUUACGGUCAGCAAAAACAGUGUAACACAUCGCGAUCUCGAAGUGCACAAGAUGCAGACGGGCCAGCGUUAGAACGGAACCGCACUUUACCCGAUUUCCGUCGCAAAAGAGUUCAAAGUGCUGAGUGCGAGGCGACGGCGAGCAGCCAACGUUGGCAGCACAGCCCCAAUAUCGUUUAUUAUUAAACAACAGCAGCAGCCGUAGCAGCAGCGGAAGAACCACUAGAAACAUGUACAACAACGGGGCCCGGGGCUUCUCCAUACACGACGCCUUCGAGGAGGAGACGGACGAGCGAACGCGUAUAUGGUCCACAGUGAUAUCCACGCCCAUGAGGGGCGGCAAGCAAGGUCGCUCAACCGAAGAUGUCUCCAUUCGCAUUCAGGAUCCCAAGGGCUACAACAAGUAUGCCGAGGACACAACCUCACGGGACAGCGAUUCACUCAUCCAGGAGUACGGAAACCUGCCCACGGAGGAGACCAACACAUACUGCUGGCGGCACCCAAAGGUGCGCGAAAACUGGCGCACAGUUCUGGCCGCGUUUACGCUCCUGGUCGUGGGCACGGGCCUGUUCGUCAUGGGCACGUUCGCCAUUGCCGAUCCGCAGAAUACGUCACAGGGAGUGGUGUUCUUCGUUGCAGGACUUAUCUGCUUUAUUCCCGGCGCCUAUCACGUCGUCUACAUUUGGCUGGCGGCCAAGGGAUAUCGAGGGUUUGACUUUUAUCACCUGCCGCUCUUCACAUAAGCGUACAGCUGCUGCCAAGUUCACUGGUUGAGCUGAAAAGCAGACAGGGGAUAGACAGGAAGGGAAAGAUUGCGAGGAAGGGAGGAGUGGGAUAGAUCCCUCGUCCUGUCUAUUAAUAUAAUCGAUAUGUUUGUUUAUAUAAAUGUUGUAUAAACAACAUAUUUUCUAUUUGUAAACGUAAUUAACCCCGAAACUCGAAACUCGGUUUUUGUGUAACGUACUUUUUGUGUUUAGCAACAAGAAAUUUCGUUUAGACAAACGCCAGCCCCCUCUCCCUUUAACCCGAAUCGAAAUUUAGCAAUAUAUAUAUUUAUACAUACGAUUAUAUAUCUAUAUAUAUUUUACAAUAUUUUCUUUUAUACACCCUCGGUAAGUGCAAAAGAACAUACGUACGUACUCGAAAUUUAUUUAAACAAAAUAGAGAAAAGAAAAACAAACGAAAGACUUUGUAUAUGAUGCUAACAUGUUGAGGGAGCGCCUAGAGUUAUGACAUACGUAUAUAUACUAAACAUAAAUGGUAAUUGUAAUUUAUUGAAAUUUAAUUGCACCAAAAAACGAAACGAAAAUGUUUUACGAUUUUCAAAACCAACUCAAAAAAAAAUAACACCCACGAAUCUAUGUAUAUGAUUAGUGAGCGUCUGUCCAUGGAUGCGCCUUAAAGAAAACCUAGAACUAGACUUUAUGAUAUAUAUUGUUAAACCUAAUCGAUUGUAACGAGAGAAAUCUCAAAAUACCAAGCUACUUAGUGAUGUAAGACGAUGCGCCGAUAUUGCAAUACGUUCUUUUUAUAGCUAUUGAUAGUGAUGACGCGUCUCUUUUCCACUGACCUAACCCCCAAACCCGAACCCAAACCGUCCUCUAAUGAAAUUACAUCUCAACAGUCAUCGCAUAUUUCUCACACACCUCAUCUGCCGAUUAGUUCUUAGUGUUUGUAUAAUUUCUUUUUUAAGAAAUGCUGAAUAUGGUUGUAUUAAAUGAAAAAAAAAA